Molecule: messenger RNA, 2328 nt
Organism: Impatiens glandulifera
Lineage: Eukaryota; Viridiplantae; Streptophyta; Magnoliopsida; Ericales; Balsaminaceae
Product: oligopeptide transporter 1-like
Exons: 6
Coding region: 1-2277 (758 amino acids)
Biological process (GO): transmembrane transport
Molecular function (GO): oligopeptide transmembrane transporter activity
Source: RefSeq, a predicted model, not a curated record
AUGGCUCAUAUCAAAGAGGAUCCAGAAGAGAAGAAGAAUCAUUCAAGCUUUCAAAUUUCUGGAGUAGGAGUAGGAGUAGGAGAUGAAGAAGACUUUACCGACAACUCUCCGAUUGAGGAAGUCCGGUUAACCGUGCCGAUAACCGACGAUCCAACCGAACCAGCUUUAACAUUCCGAACAUGGUUUCUAGGUUUAAUAUCUUUAGCAAUGCUUGCAUUUGUGAAUCAAUUCUUCGAGUUCAGACAAAACACAUUAUCAAUCUCAACGGUCUCAGCCCAAAUCAUAACAUUACCGUUGGGACGAUUAAUGGCGGCUAAACUUCCGACAACAAAGUUAAAAGUUCCGUUAACAAAUUGGUCGUUUUCAUUGAAUCCUGGUCCUUUUACCUUAAAAGAACAUGUGCUUAUCACUAUUCUUGCUGGAGCUGGUUCUAGUGGUGUUUAUGCUGUUAAUAUAAUUGCUAUUGUUAAAGCUUUUUAUAAGAGGCAAAUUAAUCCUUUCGCUGCAUUUCUUCUUGCUCAAACUACUCAGAUGCUUGGAUAUGGAUGGGCUGGUGUUUUUAGAAGAAUUCUUGUUGAUUCUCCUUACAUGUGGUGGCCUGCAAAUCUGGUUCAAGUUUCUCUCUUCAGGGCAUUGCAUGAGAAAGAGGGUAGAAUAAAGGGUACCCUAACAAGGUUACAAUUCUUCUUAGUGAUGUUCAUAGCAAGUUUUGCAUACUACCUUAUACCGGGCUACCUUUUCCCAUCAAUUUCGUCAAUCUCGUUCGCAUGUUUUAUUUGGAAAGACAAGAUCAUACCACAACAGAUUGGUUCCGGUCUAAAAGGUUUAGGAAUCGGCGCUUUCACCUUGGAUUGGUCGACGGUCGCCGGUUUCUUGGGCAGUCCACUUGCCUAUCCUUCUUUCGCCAUAAUCAAUACCAUGUUCGGAUUCGUCCUAUUUGUUUAUAUUAUAAAUCCCAUCGCUUACUACACAAAUUCCUAUGAUGCAAAGCGUUUCCCAAUUUACUCUUCCAAAACAUACGAUCACGAGGGGCAUAUAUAUAAUAUUUCGAGAAUAUUGAAUAAGCAAACUUUCACGCUCGAUAUACCUGAGUACGACGGUUAUAGCAAGAUUUAUCUUUCCAUAUUCUUUGCAUUCGCCUAUGGUUUGAGUUUUGCUAGUUUGCCCGCCGUCCUCUCCUAUGUUUGGCUCAACCAUGGAAAGGAGAUUUUUCGGAUGUGGAAAGCGACGGCUGCGUCGUUGAAGGAAGAGGUUGGGGAUGUUCAUACGAGGUUAAUGAAGAGGAACUAUGAACCGGUCCCAAACUGGUGGUUUUACAUUAUUCUCGUAGCCAUGUUGGCUCUUUCGAUACUUUCGUGCGAGGGUUUUGGCAAGCAACUUCAACUUCCAUGGUGGGGAAUUCUUUUGGCUUGUGCCAUGGCUUUAUUCUUCACUUUACCCAUUGGAAUCAUCACAGCAACCACAAACCAGCAACCAGGACUUAACGUUAUAACCGAGCUAGUAAUUGGAUUCAUGUACCCGGGAAGACCAUUAGCAAACGUGACAUUCAAAACUUACGGUUAUAUUAGCAUGACACAAGCCAUCUAUUUCCUUUCGGACUUCAAACUCGGUCACUACAUGAAAAUUCCACCCCGAUCAAUGUUCAUAGUCCAAACCGUGGGCACCUUGCUAGCCUCAACGAUUCAUUUCUCCACCGCAUGGUACCUCCUCACCUCCAUCGAAAACAUUUGCAACACCGAUCUCUUACCCGAUGGUAGUCCAUGGACUUGCCCGGGCGACGAGGUUUUCUACAACGCGUCCAUCAUAUGGGGAGUAGUUGGACCUGGUCGGAUGUUCACUCGGGCAGGUGUCUACGGGAGUUUGAAUUGGUUCUUUCUCAUCGGAUUUCUAGCACCUAUUCCGGUUUGGUAUCUUGCCAAGAAGUUUCCUAACAAGAAAUGGAUCAAACAAAUUCACGUGCCACUUAUAUUGACGGCGACAUCGGCUAUGCCACCGGCUAGGUCGAUUAACUACACGUCGUGGACGGUGGUAGGACUCUUCUUUAACUACUAUAUUUACAACAAGUAUAAGCAAUGGUGGGCUAGGAAUAACUAUAUUUUGUCGGCUGCACUUGACGCUGGAGUCGCGUUUAUGGGAGUGUUUCUCUACUUUGCUCUUCAAGAUAAUGAUAUCAACGGCCCUGAAUGGUGGGGUUUGGAUUUUAGUGAUCAUUGUAAUGUGGCCAAGUGCGCAUUGUCGCCGGUGAUACAAGUGGAGGGCUGCCCACCUAUUGGGUAGAUGAUAAUUAAAUGUAUAUCUUGAAAAGAUAGGUGGGAAAUUUGAUCAUGU